Messenger RNA from Pistacia vera, 657 nucleotides. RefSeq lists its product as uncharacterized. The record is from RefSeq and is a predicted model, not a curated record. The transcript has a single exon. Bases 28 to 480 code for a protein of 150 amino acids. NCBI's taxonomy places the organism in Eukaryota, Viridiplantae, Streptophyta, Magnoliopsida, Sapindales, Anacardiaceae.
UCAAGAAAGAAAGAAAGAGAGAGCGAGAUGGGUUUGUUAACCUUGUUCGUUUUGAUCUCCUUCAGAGCCCCAAUUGCUUUAAGCGACAGUAAUCCGUCUGCAUAUGAAGUUAUUCAAGAAUACGACUUCCCGGUGGGUAUUCUUCCUAAAGGAGUAACGAGCUAUGAUUUGAACAGAGAUACUGGCGAGUUUUCAGCAUAUAUUAACGAGACUUGCAGCUUUUCCAUUGAUUCUUAUGAGCUGGAGUACAGUUCCACAAUCACAGGUGUUAUAUCCAAAGAUAGAAUCAACAACUUGAAGGGUGUUAAAGUUAAGGUGAUUCUGCUGUGGCUUAAUAUCGUGGAACUGGUUCGUGAUGGUAAUGACCUUCGAUUCUCCGUGGGGAUCGCCUCUGCCGAUUUCUCAAUCAAUGAUUUUGGAGAGUGCCCUCAGUGUGGGUGUGGAUUUGAUUGUAAUGAUUUUCUAUUAUCUUCUUCUUAGUUGAUUGUAAUGAAAUUAGGGAGGUUUCACCCGUAUCCUCUAUUGAUCUUAUUAGUUGUCAUUACACCUCAUGCAUGGUGGACAUUGGUUUUGUUGGGAGGCUUUGAUGAUUGAUCUUAACCAAUUGAUUCGAGAUAAUUUCUGGAAUUAUAACUACAAAAUCUAAUUUCAUUUUUA